AAGCGUGGAGAGCCCGGCCCCGCCCAGUGCGCCAGCUUCCGCCUCCCUGUGGCCGCGGCUUGUUGUUGUGGAUGCCAAAAUGGCGGCUCAGGCGGCUGCCGCUGCCCAAGCGGCGGCGGCCCAGGCAGCGCAGGCCGAGGCGGCCGAAUCGUGGUACCUGGCGCUCCUGGGCUUCGCCGAGCACUUCCGCACUUCCAGUCCGCCCAAGAUCCGCCUGUGCGUGCACUGCCUGCAGGCCGUGUUCCCCUUCAAACCGCCUCAGCGCAUCGAGGCCCGCACGCACCUGCAGCUCGGCUCCGUGCUGUACCACCACACCAAGAACAGCGAGCAGGCUCGCAGCCACCUGGAGAAGGCGUGGUUGAUAUCACAGCAAAUCCCACAGUUUGAAGAUGUUAAAUUUGAAGCGGCAAGUCUCUUGUCUGAAUUAUACUGUCAAGAGAAUUCCGUAGACGCAGCAAAGCCUCUGCUGCGGAAAGCAAUCCAGAUCUCACAGCAGACUCCGUACUGGCACUGCCGCCUGCUCUUCCAGCUCGCCCAACUGCACACACUUGAGAAGGACCUGGUGUCAGCCUGCGACCUACUGGGUGUGGGGGCCGAGUACGCCCGGGUGGUAGGAUCCGAGUACACACGGGCUUUGUUUCUGCUCAGCAAAGGGAUGCUACUGCUGAUGGAGCGUAAGCUGCAGGAAGUCCACCCGCUUCUGACCCUGUGUGGGCAGAUCGUUGAGAACUGGCAAGGGAACCCUAUCCAGAAGGAGUCUCUGCGCGUCUUCUUCCUGGUGCUCCAGGUGACCCACUACCUGGAUGCCGGGCAGGUGAAGAGCGUGAAGCCGUGCCUGAAGCAGCUGCAGCAGUGCAUCCAGACCAUCUCCACACUGCACGACGACGAGAUCCUACCCAGCAACCCCGCCGACCUCUUCCACUGGCUGCCCAAGGAGCACAUGUGCGUGCUCGUCUACCUGGUGACUGUGAUGCACUCCAUGCAGGCCGGCUACCUGGAGAAGGCACAGAAGUACACGGACAAGGCCCUCAUGCAGCUGGAGAAGCUCAAGAUGCUGGACUGCAGCCCCAUCCUGUCCUCCUUCCAAGUGAUCCUGCUCGAGCACAUCAUCAUGUGCAGGCUUGUCACCGGACACAAGGCCACCGCGCUGCAGGAGAUCUCCCAGGUCUGCCAGCUGUGCCAGCAGUCCCCCCGGCUCUUCUCCAACCAUGCGGCACAGCUGCACACGCUGCUGGGCCUGUACUGUGUCUCCGUCAACUGCAUGGACAACGCAGAGGCCCAGUUCACCACAGCCCUGCGGCUCACCAACCAGCAGGAGCUGUGGGCCUUCAUCGUGACCAACCUGGCGAGUGUGUAUAUACGGGAAGGAAAUAGACAUCAAGAGGUAGUAGCUGUACAGCUUGUUGGAGAGGAUCAAUCCCGACCACAGCUUCCCGGUCAGCCCCCAGUGCUGAUGUCCCCACCUCCCUGCAGCUCGCACUGCCUCCGAGCGGCCGCCUUCUACGUGCGUGGGCUCUUCUCUUUCUUCCAGGGACGCUACAAUGAGGCCAAGCGAUUUCUUCGAGAAACUCUGAAGAUGUCCAACGCAGAGGACCUGAACCGGCUCACUGCCUGCUCCCUCGUGCUGCUAGGCCACAUCUUCUACGUGUUGGGGAACCACAGGGAGAGUAACAACAUGGUGGUGCCCGCCAUGCAGCUGGCCAGCAAGAUCCCAGACAUGUCAGUGCAGUUGUGGUCAUCAGCUUUGCUGCGAGGUGAGUAUAGCAGCCAGCCCUUCCCAGCGAUCAGGGCUGCUGGGCAGAGCCUCAGGCUGGAGCAUGCCAGACCUGAACAAAGCCUGCGGGAAUGCCAUGGACGCCCACGAAGCUGCCCAGAUGCACCAGAACUUCUCGCAGCAGCUGCUCCAGGACCACAUCGAGGCCUGCAGCCUCCCUGAGCACAACCUCAUCACGUGGACAGACGGCCCACCCCCCGUGCAGUUCCAGGCUCAGAAUGGACCCAACACCAGCCUGGCCAGCCUCCUAUGAGGCUCCCAAAGGGGCCACCCAGCUUCUUGGGGCCUCCACAGGUCCGGUAUGCCCCGAUCUCCACCCAGUGCGCACUUGAGCUUUCCCUGGGGGCGUGCUGGUGCAGGUAUGCCCUGGCUUCUUUCCUGACUUCUCCAGAGCUUCCAAGUGCCUGGGGAACAUGCAGGGCCACUUCCCGCCUUCCCAGGAGGAGCCAGCCCACCUUUCCCUCCGUGUACCUGGAGCCUUGGAGGUCAGGCUCACAAGGUGGGAUGUUGGAGCUGACCUUGUGGAGCCAUCCUUUGAAGUGGGCUUGAACUGCCAGUCCUGCUUUUCACGUCUGAUCCCACCUCCAAGGGAGUUUGCCUGGUAUGGUAGUGAAGUACCCGCCAGCCAGGUCCUGGUCCCACAGGCCAGGGUGGGCAGUAUUGCCACGGCAUUGCCACUUGACUUCCUAUGCCUGGACCUCUGCCCAGCUGGAGUGUUUCUCCACAGAAACUUCCAGAGGCAAGAUGUCAGUUUCUACCCCAAAACUGGAGGGAGGAAAAUGGCACACAUCGGGGAUAAAAAUGCACAUCCUACCAUGACAUCUUUCCCAGCUUGCCUUUCUCUCUGGUAUCCACCCUUCUGCCAGCCGGGGCCUCAGGUCCUGGGCAGCCUCGGACCUUGGCUUCCAAACAUCUGCUCCUUGACUGGAUUCACCAUCCAGCCGUGGGGGUUCACUUGCUCAAAGACACGGGUGUGCAUGUGACGAUUCACAGAAUUGUGGCUGGUUGCUGAGACCCCUGAGUUGUCUGCACCAGCUGCCUUCCCCCGUCAGCAUCCACACUGCAGGGCAGGAAGAGGGGAGAGGAAGGCCUCUUGGCCCACCUGGAGUACCAGCCAACAGGCUUCCCGGCAGUUCUGCGGCCUCCUUUGUAGAUGGCUGGAGCUCAGCUGGCCCGCAGGUAGUGUCUCCGCUGACACCCUGCCCUUCUCUUGGGGAGAUUCACCUCCCUUGGGACAGCCCUGGAACCUCUUCCUGAGCUGGAUCCCAGGAACUCUGCCCGCCCCAGGCAGCCAUGCUCAGCGCUGUGCUCCUCUUGGAUGGUCAAGGAGCUGCUCCAGCGGUGGUGGUAGCACUGGGGGCACCUGGGAGCAUCUCCCCCCUUGUGGUGAGUGGUCUCGCUCGCCAGUUAGGGCGCCUUGUUGGUCCACAUCUCUUUACCUUUGCACUGUGAAGGUUGCUUCUCAGAAGUUUUGGUGUCUGUGAAGGAAGGAAUGUUGGGAUCGCUCAGGUCAGCUGCUCAGGCCCAGAGGCCUUGGCGUGCCUUAGCCACAAGCAGGGCUGUUGGCAGACCUCCCCCCAUUGGGCCCCUGCCAUCCACUUGCGGGCCAGCAAUGGCCAGGAAAGUGAGCUGCCCGUCAGAGGGGUGGGCUAGCUGAGGCUCAUCCCAAGAGGACCCAGCAUCUCUACCUCAUUCUGGGUUCCCCAGGAGAGGCUGGUCCUGUCCUGCGCUGCUGCCCCCUCCACUGACACCCUUGGGUCCAUAGGCCUGCAGAAAGAGGUGUGGUGCCCAGCCACAAGCUGUCCCCUUUGUCUGCCUCUGUCAGGGGUGCCCCCAGGCCAUCUGCUCCACCCAAGGGGUGGCACCUGUUGGCCUGGACCCCACACCGUGCAGCCUUCCCAGACCCACACCACUUCAGUCAUGCUACGCAUCUUGUUCAUCUCUGUAUAUUUAAAUCUUUCUUUGCUUUUAGGGCAUUUUGUGAAUACAGCAGUUGAAAUAAGAACCUCAGAACUAAACGUCUGUGCUGAUCAAGUGCUUUUAGUGACCACUCUGUUGUCUAUAUGUAUAUAAAGUCAAGGAUAAGUUCUUGAGUUUACAGUUUAAAAUUCAGUACUCAGUAUUUAUACUCCACUGUAGCUAUAUGGAAGCCAAACCGUGUGUACACGCACCUGUGUGCACGUGUGAGCCAUGAGCCUCACCUUGGACGCAGUGUCACCUGAUUACAUAAAGCUGUCACAAAUACCUUCCUGUGAGUCCAGCAUCUAUGCCCCACAGUUUAUCACUCAAUCAUAAGAUGUUAAGACAAGCAGCAAGCAAGCAAGCCCCCAGAGAGAUGUUACACGCAGCGUCAUAGCUAAGGCCUCAAGAAAAACAGAUAAAUAAGAACCACAAGCCUGUCAGCAUGCAGGGUCUCCAGGGAGCAGCAGGAAAUUCCUGUUGGCAGGUGAAUUACUGGACAGACCCCUGUGCACCCCUCACCUCCCUCUAUGGGCAGUCGUGGCCCACCGGUCUGCAGGUCUGGGGAGCAGGUUCAGGAGGCACCGGGUCCCUGCCUGCCCACUGCGAAGCGAGGGUCCUCUCCCCAGGGUAAGCACCCCCCAUCCCACUUGCUGAAAACACUGACGGGGAUAUAGGGUAAGGGCUCCCUGGCAUGGAGGGUAAAUCUCUUGCUUGCAUUUGUCUCUGUUUCGUUAAGGGUUUUUAAUAAGUAACGUUUGACAUAAUGUCUUUUAAUGGGUUCAUUAUAUCUUACAGUUUUGGCAGCCUGUAACUCCAGCUGGUGCUUUUAAUCAGAAAAAAAAAGUUUAUAAGUACAAAACAUUGUUUAAAAGACAAAACCAUAGAACAUAGCUUCCCAUUUGUGGCUUUCUUUUGCUAUAUAUUCAAAGUAAAAUAAACUGCGGACACCAUCA
Messenger RNA from Manis pentadactyla (Chinese pangolin), 4689 nucleotides. Its product is annotated as MAU2 chromatid cohesion factor homolog. Lineage: Eukaryota; Metazoa; Chordata; Mammalia; Pholidota; Manidae. Gene Ontology annotation, biological process: mitotic sister chromatid cohesion; maintenance of mitotic sister chromatid cohesion. Bases 80 to 1936 code for a protein of 618 amino acids. Gene Ontology annotation, molecular function: protein binding; double-stranded DNA binding. Gene Ontology annotation, cellular component: chromatin; SMC loading complex. The transcript has 19 exons. The record is from RefSeq and is a predicted model, not a curated record.